Cryptosporidium muris RN66 is the source of this 1743-nucleotide messenger RNA. RefSeq names its product cell division control protein 2, putative. NCBI's taxonomy places the organism in Eukaryota, Apicomplexa, Conoidasida, Eucoccidiorida, Cryptosporidiidae. Gene Ontology annotation, biological process: positive regulation of transcription elongation by RNA polymerase II; protein phosphorylation. The coding region runs from base 1 to 1743 and encodes 580 amino acids. The record is from RefSeq and is a predicted model, not a curated record. Gene Ontology annotation, cellular component: nucleus; cyclin-dependent protein kinase holoenzyme complex. Gene Ontology annotation, molecular function: RNA polymerase II CTD heptapeptide repeat kinase activity; ATP binding; cyclin-dependent protein serine/threonine kinase activity. The transcript has a single exon.
AUGGUCAGUAGCAGCUCUUUGGGUUCUUAUGUUAAGAUAAUGCGUAUAGGGCAAGGUGCCUUUGGAGACGUGUGGCUUGCUGAGGAUGUUAUCUCUAAACGUCGUGUAGCACUGAAAAAGUUAAUAUCUAAGGAAAGUAGGGAAGGUUUUUCUAAAACUGCUAUACGUGAAAUUGUACUUUUAACUAAUUUAAAGCAUAGAAAUAUUGUGGAUUUAUAUGGAGUUGUAUUUUCUAGACCUCAAAGCUCAGAUGACAAUGGUGAAUUAGUGAGUCAACUUCCAAAUGGUGGUGCAUUGAGUAGUCUCUACGUAAAUAAUGUAAAUCGUGGUUCAAUUUGGAUGGUAUUUGAAUACUUACCCUAUGAUUUAUCUGGAUAUAUGGAAGGGUUAAAACUAGAGGGUAAGUUAAUAAAAGUCAUAGAUAUAAAAGUUAUUAUUCGUCAAUUACUAGAAAGUUUGGAGUUUUGUCAUAUGCACAACACAAUCCAUAGAGAUAUAAAGUGUGCAAAUCUAUUAAUAUCUAGUGAUGGAGUUGUAAAAUUGGCUGAUUUUGGAUUGGCUAGAUAUUAUAAUGUAAGAUAUAGGACUUUGACAAAUAGAGUCGUAACUUUGUGGUAUAGAUCUCCAGAACUUUUAUUAGGAGCUCAAAGCUAUGAUACCCCUGUAGAUAUGUGGUCUGUAGGUUGUAUAUUAGGUGAAUUGAUUUUACAACAACCAUUAUUCUGCAGUGAAACAGAAGUUGGAGUAUUGAAGAUGAUUGGAGAAACUUUGGGACCUCCUUCUAGUGAUGUAGUUCAUGAUUUGAAGAAACUUCCUUUAUGGAAUGAUUAUGAAAAUAAUCCACUUCUUCCAAUUUUAGGUUCAGGGACAGGUAAUAAAUAUCGACAAAUGAUUCAUAGAGUAGAGGAAAAGGUAGGAUCUCAAGGUCUAGAUCUACUUUUGCAGUUAUUACAAUACUCACCAUCAAAACGUCUGAAAGCCAAGCAAGCUUUAUCUCAUCCAUGGCUACAGCAUGGAGAGAACAAUGAGAGUCUCCCUGAUCACUUAGAUAUGUCAGUAUUUACUCAAAAAAAGCAAUUCCAUUCUCUCAGUGCAAGAAAAUUACGAGACAAACUACAGGGACGUCUUAAAAUUCCUUCAACAUCAGAGAUUGGAGGGGCUGUAAAUGCAAUAAUUGGAAAGGCCUACAAUGUUGGAACUUUAAGGGAACAAUUAAAAGAUAAGCACCGUAAUUCUAUUGGUAUUAUUCAGAACAUUAAAGAAGGCAUAAAUGAACAGAUAGAUAUUAAAAAGAGAGCAGUAGUUACAAUAAACCAAGGAAAUAUAAAUACUUCGACUAUAAAACGAUCUAGGAGUAGAGAAAGAAUAAGCCCAGAUCCUAGUAGAUGGAAAACUAGAAGUUUAUUUGAACAUAGAAAUUCGAGACGCGAUAGAAAAGAUAGAGUAGAACAUGAAUGGAGAAAUGAAAGGGAUAUUGAUUAUGAUCGAAACAGACACUUAGAAUAUUCAGAUAGAGAUGAUUAUUAUGGAAGAAGAGACAAUUGUGUAUAUUCAUAUUCAAGAAGGGAGGUAGAGUAUAAUAGAACAAGACAUUACAAUAGAUCUCCAUCUCCAAGUGGGUUACGAAGACGUUUAUCACCAUCUCAUCGUAGCUCAGGAAAUGACUACUAUUAUAGAAGAAGAGAAAGUUCACACUCUUAUUACGAUAAUAGAGCUAGAGAUUAUAAUAGAAGACGAGAUUAA